CUCGUGUCUUCAAAGUGUUCUGUCACGUUUAAGCGGUUUUUUCUUGAACGCAUUUAAUAAAUCAAUUUUAGUGCAAUAAUUUGACAUAAUUUAAAUUAUCCAGUAAUUGAAUUUCAAAAGCAUUUUAUCGAAAGGAAAGGAUUACUUUGCUGGCUGCCAAGAAGCCCCAUUAAACAAUUAUAACAAUGCUUUCAAAUCUAAAUUAUUUACUAGUCACAGCCACCUGUUUUGUUAGUAUUUGCACGGCGAUAAGGGUGGAUUGGAAUACGAAUACAGGUCCCAUAAUACCACCAACACCUAGAACUACCGUAAGACCAGUGCCUCCAUUUAGACAGCCAGCUCCAGUGUGGGAGGAUCUUAGUAAUGAUAUACCCAAUCCAAAUCCGUACAUUUAUGUGCCACCACCACCUUCACGUCCUAAACAACGUCUAAACACAAAUAUCAACUAUAAUCUGAACGACAACAAUGGCAACAACUAUGGCAGCAUUGUGACACCACAAAAUGCAAACACCUACUAUCAACAAAACAACAAUAACUCACCGCAAGUAGCAAGUUUGUCACCUCAAUAUAUACCCAAUGUCGGUACCAGAUAUGUGGCUGUGGUACCAACAUCAACAACCACUACAACCUCAACCAAAUCGUCAGCAGCCGCCAACAAAUAUGCCCAACCAUCAUCGGCAAAUGCACUUUCACCGGAUGACAAAACCUCUUACAAGUUGCAAGGCAAAUACAAUGUCAAAACGAAAAAAUACAAAGCAUACGAGAAGGUCAAAUAUGUGCCACUUAAUUAUUAUUCUCCAUUCAAGCCCACUAACAACAACAACAACAACAACACGACUGAAGCUCAAUCAGCACUUGAAGGGAAUAAACAGGAACUGCCAGCUGUCAACAUCCAACAACAAUGGUCGUCUCCUUUCAUUUCUACCACAACCAUCACGAAUCCAAUUACAACUUCCACACCUACCACCAGAUCAUACACCAAGCAUGUGUACGCCAAGGAUACGACAGUCAAGCCGAAAGUGAAAUUCAAUGACUCUGUAGAUAAAGCCAAAAAGAGUUGAAUGUUUGUUUUUAAGUUAAAUACUGUAUAGAAUUUUAAUUGUUAUUAUUUUUAUAUAUUUUCUCAUUAUUGAAAUUUCUGCAAUAAUGAGCACAAAUAAUAGAGAUCAAAUAUAAAAAAAACUAUUCUCAAACAAAUGCUUAAAGAUCACUGCUCAAAGACAUUUUGUUAAUAAAUUAUUAUAACCAUAUUUGUAUUGGUAGACACAGCAAAAUGAAAAAUGCAACAAAAUUGUAAAUUACCUAGAAAACUUCUUGAAUUCAUUUUUAAAUAAAAGCAGUGUAUUAUUUGUAAUAAAUGUAA
Calliphora vicina (urban bluebottle blowfly) is the source of this 1363-nucleotide messenger RNA. RefSeq names its product GV1 (gene GV1). The record is from RefSeq and is a predicted model, not a curated record. The coding region runs from base 186 to 1061 and encodes 291 amino acids. The transcript has 5 exons. Lineage: Eukaryota; Metazoa; Arthropoda; Insecta; Diptera; Calliphoridae.